AUGGUUCAUCCCAUCAGCCUGCUCUUUUUGUCAACUUUGGCAGCAGCGUCCCCCUUCCCCUAUAACACUUUGGAGCGGGCCCACAAAGUCUCAAAUGAUGAAUUUGAAUCCUCUGGCAACGGACCGCGUGAGUCUGUCCAGGGGGUCGUGAAAGUCGUGCAAUUGGACCCACGUGCUUUGGCCCAGUCCGGCUUAUUCAGAAGGGGUCUGGCUCCCCGGAGAGCCCCCUCCCUGCGCUCCAGACUGCCCUUCCCAGCGUUCCUGUCUCAGGCACGACCCGGUGCGGCUCCGAAGGCCCCUGUGAGGCCGCUACACCACCUGCAAGCUAAAAAACCCACUGAGGUGGACCUGAAGAAGAGACAAGGCCUGCAGAUGUGGCAAAGAGCCAUGGAGAAGGGAAACAAGAUUGCCGUGCCUUUGCCAGCCACCCUGAAGGAUGCCAAACAGACGUGCACUGCUGUUCCUUUCAUUCAGCGUGUGACAUCCGAAGGUUGCGCCACAGUGACCGUGCACAACAAGCUGUGUUUCGGCCAGUGCAGCUCCCUGUUUGUCCCCUCGGAGAUGGACCCGACCGGGAAGGGGUCCCGCCAGCGUGCGCCCUGCUCUCGUUGCGCGCCAUUCAAGGCUCACAUGGUAACCAUCCCCCUGCAGUGUGGCGCCAGGGUCCAAGAGAGGCGAGUGAUGCUGGUGGAGGAGUGCAAGUGUGAGACCGGGCGUGAGGAGACCAAUGCAGAGGAAGCUGCUGUUUUGCCACACUUCUAAACGCUUUAUGGCACUUUUUUUUGUUGUUGUUAUUUUCUAGGUUCAGGUAAGAACAUUGAGAUGGUAGACUACUCAUUUACCUGUAUUCUCAAUGUGAUAUCACCUCCGUUAUAUGGAUAGACGUAAUCUGACCUUUGUGAUCAGUGUACUAUUGAUGAGUAUACAACAUUAGGUACACCUAAUCUAAUAAUAGCAUAUGCAUGAAUGGUAUUGGAAUUUUUUUUUUUUUUAUUCAUAAACAGGAAGUAAACAAUCACAGGUGUUCUAUUAAAUAAGCUUUGCUUCUUCCUACCCCUUUUCAUGAUAACAAUGCUAAAAUAUUAGAUUUUGCAGGCGUACCUAAUGUUGAAUGUCAAGUCUGAAUGUUUUAUUCAGUGUUCCUUCUUCUUAUUAUUAAUUUAUUUCAGACAUGCUUACUAUGUUACAUUAAUGUAUCUCAAAUAUACACUUACAAUACAAUACACAAUAUCAAUAUCUAUUUAUAUACUUACAUAUAUAUAUAUAUAUACACACAUGUAUCUAUAUACAUGCAGCAUAUUCAUACAUAUAUACACACACAUACAUACACAACACCUCA
This is a messenger RNA of Doryrhamphus excisus (bluestripe pipefish), 1339 nucleotides long. It is a transcript of the gene dand5, whose product is annotated as DAN domain family, member 5. NCBI's taxonomy places the organism in Eukaryota, Metazoa, Chordata, Actinopteri, Syngnathiformes, Syngnathidae. Gene Ontology annotation, biological process: determination of heart left/right asymmetry. The record is from RefSeq and is a predicted model, not a curated record.